AUGGAGCAAGUCGUCGGGGAUAUUCCGCCGGUGACCAGAUCAUGGAUCAUAGCGGCCGUGGGAACGAGCGUAUUGGUGGAAUGUCAACUCAUCGCACCUUUACAGCUAUAUUUCUCAUGGAAGAAUGCGGUAGGACACAUGCAGCUAUGGAGAUUCUUCACCACUUUCUUCUACUUUGGACCUCUGUCCUUCGACCUUGUCUUCCAUCUCUUCUUCAUUAUGAGGUAUUCUAGGCUGCUGGAGGAGAAUUCAUUCUCCAAUCGACGAGCAGACUACAUCUAUCUCUUGGCUCUCUGCGCUACAUUCCUCUUGGCCAUAUCACCCCUCCUCACUCUACCGUUCCUUUCUUCUUCCCUCGCCUUCGCACUAGUAUACAUCUGGUCACGGCGCAAUCCAUCGAUUAAAAUGUCCCUCUUUGGUGUCAUCACUAUAACCGCACCUUAUCUUCCACACUGCCUAGUAGCAUUUUCCUGGUUAUUACAAGGCGGCUUUGAGGCGGCUGUGGGCGAUAUUGUCGGCAUCUUAGCCGGCCAUACAUAUGUCUUUCUCCAAGAUUAUUGGCCACGCGAAAUGUGGUCUGAAUCGGGCAAAGGUGAAAUCCGUACUCCGGCCAUAGUGUGA
Molecule: messenger RNA, 621 nt
Organism: Kockovaella imperatae
Lineage: Eukaryota; Fungi; Basidiomycota; Tremellomycetes; Tremellales; Cuniculitremaceae
Product: Derlin
Exons: 7
Coding region: 1-621 (206 amino acids)
Biological process (GO): endoplasmic reticulum unfolded protein response
Cellular component (GO): endoplasmic reticulum membrane; Hrd1p ubiquitin ligase ERAD-L complex
Molecular function (GO): misfolded protein binding; ubiquitin-specific protease binding
Source: RefSeq, a predicted model, not a curated record